This is a messenger RNA of Talaromyces proteolyticus, 996 nucleotides long. RefSeq lists its product as uncharacterized. The record is from RefSeq and is a predicted model, not a curated record. NCBI's taxonomy places the organism in Eukaryota, Fungi, Ascomycota, Eurotiomycetes, Eurotiales, Trichocomaceae. Bases 158 to 886 code for a protein of 242 amino acids. The transcript has a single exon.
GAGAAAUGCAGAUCACAGAUUCUGUCCGGAAUUACUACACUCGGCACACCUAAUUAGCUUCUAGAAAUCCCGAGGCACACGAAGAUUAAGUCUUAGGGUUACCAGAGACAUUCUCUUUCACAUCAACACGCAGCUCAAAAUUUCCUUCGGUCUCAUAAUGGCAUGGAAAUUUGAGAUGGAAGAAGAUAAGGAGUCCGAUGCUAGUAAAACUGACUCUCUACGAUCCAAGAUCUCCAAAACCCCCACAAUAUUUUCAUUAUGUGCGACUUUUCUGCUCGCGAGCACGCUCAGUCUUGCUACCGCUAACUACUACUCUCUCUUUACACACUCAUUCCUUGCCGUCUCUUCACCACAAUUCCCCAGCACCGACAAAUUUCCUGAGCCGCAGUACUCCAACUGCGGAGACAGUCCUUCUGAAGCACGAAAACGCAACUGCUCCUUCGAUCUUCUCUCUUUCAGCUGGCAAACGCAAGAAUGUUUCGACUCGGAGGUCAUAAAUUCUUUUCUGGCACACCCCAGUCGACCUUGGGUUUAUUAUACAAGCCCAUCCGCCAACGAGACUGUGGCUCCAGAGGUGGUUGCCCAGGGUGAGACUGUGGCAUAUGUUACUUGGGAAUAUCAUGUCGUGCACUGCACGUAUAUGUGGAUGCAAAUGCACAGAGCGUAUGCUGAGAGAGGCUUCAUUGACUCGCAUGUGGACAGUUGGGCGCACACCCGUCAUUGCCAAGUGGUGAGCUUGGAGAAGAGCUUUACGCCAGAGACGGUCAAUGUUGAGGGGAAAUUGAGAUAUCCUGAGUGUCGGAGAGUCAAUGUGGGAAAGCCGAAGGACUGGCCGUCUGAUCAUGAAACUGCCUUUGCUACCAUGCCUCCUCACGUUUCAAGAUGAGAUUAGAGAUUUGGUACUCAUUCAGAGUUACUAGGUGGAGUUUGAUACUAUGGCUAUCAAGAGGGAAGUCUAUAUUGAAAUGAAUGUAUUGCAUUGUGUUGUGUUUCCAA